Messenger RNA from Osmerus eperlanus (European smelt), 3067 nucleotides. RefSeq lists its product as uncharacterized. The transcript has 14 exons. Lineage: Eukaryota; Metazoa; Chordata; Actinopteri; Osmeriformes; Osmeridae. The record is from RefSeq and is a predicted model, not a curated record. Bases 270 to 2207 code for a protein of 645 amino acids.
UAUAUAUGUAUGUAUGCAUGCAUGUAGGUACUGUAGGUGUUGUAUGUAUACAUUAUAUGGGUAGGUUGGUGGAUGGAAAGAUGGAUGAAUGUGAUAAACUAUUGACCAAAUUGGAUCCUUUGGUAAUGAGGACAGCUGAACACACUAUCCCUUGAGAACAAGACUCUACUAAAUGUUGCCACAAUGAGAGAGAACAAUGUGUUCUCUAUUGAAAUAAAUACAACAAAUUAUACCAUAUUUGUAAUUUUAGGUGUUCUAGCAAAACCACAAUGGUGAGUUAUUAUAAAUAUUUCACAGGGGAAAUAACAAAACCAUUUGCUGGUCGAUCAUUAACCGAGAAGCCAAACAUGAAGAGAUGCUAUGCCUUUCCAACAGGCAACACUUUGGGUUGUCAUAACGACUUAAUGCAAAAGCUAACUGAAGAAGGUGUAACUCUAGGGAGCUCACCACAGGACUGUGAUGUCAUCAUAGCUUUCUGUCCCAUUAUCAGUGGUGUUGGGACCAACAUUCAAGAGGCCUUAAGUAGGAUCCCUGAAGGUAAACCUGUCAUCCUGGUGGUGCUGCACCACACCUUCAACACAGACUACACUAUACCUGACACCCGCAGACAUGUGACCAGAAGUGAUGUCACCCUAACAGUGGACUUUCUGUUCCACGACAGUCAGGGAGGACUACUGAAAUGUCCUCAAAAUGACACAGCUGUCAAAACAUUGAUCAAGAGGCUGGCAUCAUCAUGUCCAGCCUCAACAUCAGCCUCGACCUCAGAUCCAGCCCCGGCCUCGACCUCAACCUCAGCCUCGACCUCAGCUCCAGCCCUGGCCUCAGCCCCGGCCUCGACCUCAGCCUCGACCUCAGCUCCAGCCCCGGCCUCGACCUCAGCCCUGGCCUUGGCCCCGGCCUCGACCUCAGCCCCGGCCUCGACCUCAGCUCCAGCCCCGACCUCGACCUCAGAUCCAGCCCCGUAUCCGACAUCAUCUCCAGCCCCAGCCCCACCCUUGACCUCAUCUCCAGGCCCAGCCUCGAUCUCAGGUUCCAGGAAAAGACCAUUUUCAGGGAAGCCAAACAAGAAGUUAUAUGCUUUAGUAACAGGCAACACUUUGGGUUGCCAUAAGGACUUGAUGCAAAAAGUAACUGAAGAAGGUUUAACUGAAGUGACGUCCCAAAAGGAGUGUGAUGUCGUCAUAGCUUUCUGUCCCAUUGUCAGUCGAGUUGGGACCGACAUUCAAGAGGCCUUAUGCAAGAUCCCUAAAGGUAAACCUGUCAUCCUGGUGGUGCUGCACCACACCUUCGACACAGGCUACACUAUACCUGACACCCGCAGACAUGUGACCAGAAAGGAUGUCAUCCUCACAGUGGACUGUCUGUUCCACGACAAUAAGGGAGGACUACUUCAAUGUUCUCACAACAAUGCAGUGGUUGAAAAAAUGAUCAAGAAGCUGACACCAUGGUAUUCAGGGGAAAUAAAAAAACCAUUUGCUGAUUGGUCAUUAACCGGGAAGCCAAACAAGAAGUUCUAUGCUUUAGUAACAGACAACACUUUGGGUUGCCAUGAGGACUUGAUGCAAAAACUAACUGAAGAAGGUUUAACUGAAGUGACGUCCCAAGAGGAGUGUGAUGUCAUCAUAGCUUUCUGUCCCAUUGUCAGUCGAGUUGGGACCGACAUUCAAGAGGCCUUAUGCAAGAUCCCUAAAGGUAAACCUGCCAUCCUGGUGGUGCUGCACCACACCUUCGACCCAGACUACACUAUACCUGACACCAGCAGACAUGUGACCAGAAGUGAUGUCAUCCUCACAGUGCACUUUCUGUUCCACAACAGUCAGGGAGGACUACUGCAAUGUCCUCACAACAAAGCAGCUGUCAAAACAUUGAUCAAAAAGCUGGCAUCAUGUUCAGCCCAGGCCUUGACCCCACCCCCGGCCUCGAUCCCACCUCCAGCCCCGGCCUCGACCCCACCUCCAGCCCAGGCCUUGACCCCACCCCCGGCCUCGACCCCACCUCCAGCCCAGGCCUUGACCCCACCCCCGGCCUCGACCCCACCUCCAGCCCAGGCCUUGACCCCACCCCCGGCCUCGACCCCACCUCCAGCCCCGGCCUCGACCCCACCUCCAGCCCCGGCCUCGACCCCACCUUCCGACCCGGCCUCGACCCCACUUCCAGACCCGGCCUUGACCUCGACCUCACCUCGCCCAGGCCCACCAUCGACCUGACCUCUAUCCCCAGCCUCAAUCUCACCUCCAGCCUUGACCCUCGGCCAGCUUUGAGGCGUGACUUCCUCAGAGCCGUUCCUUCCUCCUUGGCUUAUUUUGUGUCAAUUUCAAGACAAUUCUGACAAGAAUUAGGUGUUCUGUUUCUCCUAUUUUAAUUUAUUGUAUGUUAUGUAGUGCAGAUUUAAACAUGAUUUUCCUUCUUAGCUUUAUAAAAUAUAUAAUUUUCAUUGCACAGUAUUGUCAAUUUGUUCAUGGUUUUAUUCUACAUUGAAUGAUGUUUGAAAAGGUUUAGGACGAUAAGUCAUAGGCUUAAAUUUAGGGUGGGACGGUAGGGACAUGUCACAAACCAAUGUUUAGGAAACAUGUAGCCUAAUUGUCCCCACCAAUAAUUGCGAGUGUAAAUUUGUUUUCAUUCUUAACAUUUUCUGCUCCACUUUCUGUUAACUCAGCGCAGAGCCAUAGAAAAUGUUAAAUGGCUCUGGGUCAGCGUUACUCCUUAUUGGCAGGAGAGCGCUGAUCACAAUGUGUAUCAGCCUGUCAGCUAACACUAGUGGUCAGUGAGUGUCGAAACGGGAUUGAGAAGAGAUUUAAUGAUUGGCUUUUUGGCAGGCUACUCCUGUAAGGUAUUCGUUAACAUUGAGUGAAUAAUAAACGAUAAAUCAAAUUAUAUUACACUCCUGUAUAUUAUUGUUGAAAAUGUAUAUUUCUAACAUUUACGAGGCUUUGCUAGCUCUGGAACACAACUACGGAAUUGAAUGACAACUUAGUAGGGGAGACUGGGGACAGGCGCAACAAGGGACAGUUGCAACAAGUCUUAUUCCUCCAAUCAGAUGACACUCAUACUGCACAUGCAGUUAGAC